UCACCCGUUACGAAGAACGAGCAAUCAAAAGUUCAAUCUCCCAAAAAAGUCCCAUCACCCAAAAAAGUCCCAUCACCCAAAAAAGCUCCAUCUCCUAAAAAGCCGGCAGAAAAUCCUGACGAAUCUAAAGAUGCAAUCAAAUCCUCGAAGCCCUCGAAAAUUAAGGGCAAAUCUAGCACUUCUCCAGUUAAGUUGACUCCAUCUCCAGCUAAGAAGCUAAAUAAGAGAAAAAAAGUUUCUGAUGUCCUCUCUAAUGUCAGCUCUACUAGAGAGUCCACCGGACUUUCAGACAAGACUCCGAAGAAGGUAAAAUUUGACGAUGAAUUGACCAAAACUCAAAAAAAUAAAAGUCUACCGGAAUCAACGCCUAAAAGUGAACUCAAGCCUAUAAUUAAAAAGACACCAUCUGAGACUAAACAAAAAAUUCAGAAACCAACAAGAGGCAAGAACUUGCCAGAACAAAGAAGAAGAAACAAACUCAAGCUGUAAUGAAAUAUUAUGUUUUCUUGCUUGGAAAUCGUAUGCGACAUUCAAUUGACUCGUUUUUCAGUGACAUUAUCUGAUAAUUUCAGACAAAAUUUCAAUUUAAUUAAACAGUUAAAAGCUGGCUGUUGACUUGUUUUAUAUUGAUUUUCAUGUUGAGCGCCAAAAAUAUAAAAUCAUUCAUGUGAACAUGUUCUCACCUGUUGUUGACACCUUGUUGUAGCAACCAUCAAUGACGGUGCACUUCACUUAGUAAUCAAUAAACAAAUGAUAUUUUUACUGUGUUAAUUUGAAUUUGAAUUCAUUGUUCAUAUUUCCAGCGGUAAAUCACAAUUACAUUAUUUAUAAACGUUUUCUACUUUUAAUUAUGGAAUUUCCUGAUUUAGGCAAACAUUGUUCUGACUUGAGCUGUAAACAGCUUGACUUUUUGCCCGUUGUAUGUGAUGCCUGUAACAAGGUAUUUUGUUUAAAUCAUUAUAAAUACGAAGACCAUUCAUGUGCACAUUCUCACCAAAGAGAUAAUCAAGUUCCCGUUUGUCCUUUGUGCAAUAAACCCGUUCCAUUGCGUAAAGGUGAAUCGCCCGAUUUAAGAGUUAAUCAACAUAUCGAAGAUGAAUGUCAAGAUGGUCGAGCUUUGAAGAAAAGAAGUACAAUCUACAAAAAUCGUUGUACUUUUGAAAGGUGUAAGCAAAAAGAGUUGGUGCCUAUUACUUGUGAUAUUUGUAGAAAUAAUUUUUGCCUUAAACAUCGCCAUCCUUUGGACCAUAAAUGUGCCUCUAAGAAAGGAAAUACUGACACCAGAAAUGGGAAUAGAAAUGGAUGGAGUUUAUCCAAGGCUGGUGAAGCUGCACUUCGUCGAAUGACCUCCUCCAAUAGCAAUAGCAAUAGAAGCAGUAAUAAUAGCAGGAGAGAUAAUACUGUGAAUCAAGGAUCAUCAUCGAAAAUAAAAUCUGUGCAAGGAAAUUUGACUGAAGAUGAAGCCCUUGCCUGGGCCUUGCAACAAUCGUUAAAUGAGCAAACCUCUAAAGCAAGUGUUUCUACACCAGAUGACCAAUUGUUCAGUUCAACAGGAGAUAGAAGUCAACGCGAUGUUAGGGGAAUAAAUAAAGAUAAAUGUUCACUUGCAUGAGACCCGAUUCAAAAUGGUUCUGAAGGAAUACAAUUUAAAUAUUAAUAGAAAAUCAUGUUAACCUAUUACAUCACAUACAUUUUACCCAAGUUCACGAAACUACGUAAAUAAAAUUGCAUAAGAUACAAUUGUAUA
Molecule: messenger RNA, 1747 nt
Organism: Tetranychus urticae (two-spotted spider mite)
Lineage: Eukaryota; Metazoa; Arthropoda; Arachnida; Trombidiformes; Tetranychidae
Source: RefSeq, a predicted model, not a curated record